Empidonax traillii (willow flycatcher) is the source of this 1190-nucleotide messenger RNA. RefSeq names its product general receptor for phosphoinositides 1 associated scaffold protein (gene TAMALIN). Gene Ontology annotation, biological process: signal transduction. Gene Ontology annotation, molecular function: protein binding. The record is from RefSeq and is a predicted model, not a curated record. The transcript has 8 exons. Gene Ontology annotation, cellular component: plasma membrane. The coding region runs from base 94 to 978 and encodes 294 amino acids. Lineage: Eukaryota; Metazoa; Chordata; Aves; Passeriformes; Tyrannidae.
UUGGUGCUGCCUCGGUGGGACACCCCGUUUAGGCUGUCCCUGGAAGGGGUGACGGGGGAGGGGGGGGAAUGUCCCCCGGGGUGUCCCCCACUGAUGGCUCUUCCUCUGCCGCAGGACACGGGGUUCAGGUGGGCGUCCCCCAGCCAGUCCCCAGAGGAGCACAGGAGGGUGGUGACCCUGGAGAAGAAGGCGGAGGAGUCUUUCGGCUUCGAGAUCCAGACCUACGGGCUGCACCACCAGGACAGGAAGAGUGUGGAGAUGUUCACCUUCGUGUGCCGGGUGCACGGCGGGAGCCCAGCCGAGGCCGCGGGGCUCAAGGCUGGGGACACGAUCACGGGGGUGAACGGGCUGAACGUGGAGGGCGUCCGGCACCGGGAGAUCGUGGAGAUCAUCAAGAGCUCGGGCAACGUGCUCCGGCUCGACACGCUCUAUGGGACGUCCAUCCGGAGGGCAGAGCUGGAAGCCCGGCUGCAGUACCUGAAGCAAACGCUCUAUGAGAAGUGGGGUGAGUAUCGCUCGCUGAUGGUGCAGGAGCAGCGGCUGGUGCGGGGUGUGGUGGCCAAGGAUCCCAGCAUCUACGACACGCUGGAGUCCAUCCGCUGGUGCCUGCAGGGGGAGGGGGGGCUGCCGGGGGGCUCCCCCCGCGCCAGCGGCAGCGACGACUCCCUGUACCAGACCUGCGUCUUCGCCUCCGCCGACUCGCUGGACGGGGACAAGGAUGGGCACAAGGACAAGGAUGGGGACAGUGGGGGUCCCGCGCCCCCCCCGCCGCGCCCCCGGCCCGUCCUGGCCCGCAGCGCCAGCCUCAAGUGUGCGGGGGGCGUGGGGGCCGCCGGGCGGCUUUGGGCCCGGGCCGGGGACCCCAUGGAGGGGGCGGCCGCCCCCCGCAAGGGCCGACACAGCAGCUUCCGCCGGCGGCUGCUCAAGUUCAUCCCGGGACUGAACCGGGCGCUGGAGGAGGAGGAGAGUCACCUCUAGCCGGGGGGUCCCCAACCCCCAGGACUAUUUAUUUAUUUAUUCUGAGGGGAUUCUUCCCCCCGUAGCCGGGGGAAGGAGGUUUGGGUUGGCCCCAGGGGUCCUGGUUCGGACCCCCCGGGCCGUGGGGGUCCUGACAGCGAGGGACAGACGUGACACUGAGGAACGGACAUGGGGACGCUCCUGAAGCGGCUCACAAUGCCGUUGCUGCUCUC